AUGUCCCCAGUGACAGUCCAGACCUUUGACUCAGCAAAGUCAAACCGAACAGUCUACUACGUCCAUCUCAACCAAGGCGCCCCACACACCCUAGUCUACUGCUAUGGCGCGGGUGGGAGUUCUUUUCUAAUGGGCCUAUUCGAACCAUUUUUAGAAUCCCAUCCAGACCUAUCGCUCAUCUGCAUAGACCGAUGGGUCCAAGGCAAAGAUGCCGCCCGUACGAGUCUCGCAAUCCUCACCGAGCUAAGCACCAUCACCCUAGAACUUCUGGAUACUCUUCACAUCAAUCAGUUCAGCAUUGCGGCACACUCGGCGGGUGCUUAUCAAAUGUUUGAUCUUGCUCGCUAUGCCCCACAGAGAGUGGAGCAUGUCUUUCCGAUCUGUACCCAUAUCCCCGCUGCUUAUACUGGCUCAAAUAUUAUGGAGUCUAUGUGUACGAUGCCUGUCUUUAUGUUCAAGGCUAUCACGAAGCUAGACUCUGGAUCUGCUCCUAAGUGGUUGGCGGAUAUGGUUACUGGCCUGAUGACGAAGAAUGCGGACGGUAAUGGGAACGAGGGGAUUUGGGUGAUCUCCGGUGAAAGAAAGAAGUUGGUGCUUGAGCAAACGGAUACCGGACGUGGACACAUUCGGAAUGAGAGAGUAGAUCUUGAUUAUCGUCUGGGAUAUGAGCGUCUCGAGGGGGUUACUAGGGAAGUCUUGACGGGCUUGUACCGGGAUUGUCCGAUUGCUAUGACGUGGUUUACGACGGAUAAUGAUGUCUUUUUUGGACUGGAAAGUGCGCGGAGGAUGUCGAAAGAUAUCAAGGUGAAGACUGAGAUUGUAGAUGUCCCUGGUGCAACGCAUGCGGACGUGAUGCUGCGGACACAAGUUUGGGACGCUAUGCAUCACAAGAUCGUCCGCGAGACCGAUAUAUAG
Messenger RNA from Penicillium pulvis, 915 nucleotides. Its product is annotated as alpha/beta fold hydrolase. Lineage: Eukaryota; Fungi; Ascomycota; Eurotiomycetes; Eurotiales; Aspergillaceae. The transcript has a single exon. The record is from RefSeq and is a predicted model, not a curated record. Bases 1 to 915 code for a protein of 304 amino acids.